CACCUCAAGUCGUUCUCUGUCACCAUUUGUCUUGUCUAUGUACCCCCCAAUGCCUCUGAUUUCUAUCAUCACCUUCUAAGGCAAUAUCUUUCCUCCCUUCUUGCAAGCUCUCCAAAUCCUAUUAUAAUUGGUGACUUCAACUAUCCUGACAUUUGUUGGGGCUCCUUGAGUAGUUCCCAUAACACGUCUGAUUUAUUUUGUGAUUUAGUCUUUGACUUUAAUCUUACCCAACAUGUAACACAACCAACUCAUUCUGGCGGGAAUAUUUUAGAUCUCAUUUUGGCUCCUCCAGUUGUUCCUAUUUGUGAAGUAUCAGUCAAUCCUCUGCAACCUUUGUGUUCUGACCAUUAUAUAAUAUCCUUUCAAAUUAUGGCUGAAACUCCUAAAUACGGUCUCAAAUCUACCCCUGCUGUUGUUCCUGAUUAUAAUAAGAUCGAUUUUGAGGGUCUAAAUAACUAUUUGCUAGACAUAGAUUUCAGUCCUUGCAUGGCCUCUAAUGACGUGGAGUUCAUUUGGUCCCAUAUUAAAGAUCAUCUAUGCCAGGGUCUAGAUCUUUUUACCCCAAAAGUCCACCUGAGAGCAAAACGCUUUCCUUCAUGGUUCACUCCUGAAAUUAAACAUCUUUGCAAUAAAAUCAAAUCAUUGAAGAAAUCAUUGAAGUCAAGAUCAACUGUAAAGCGGGACAAAAUUCUGCAACUGUCCCAACUACUGAACCAUAAAGUAGCCGUAGCAAAGGCUGCUUACGAGGCACAUCUUGUUAAUACAAGCGAGGGCAAUCCCUCUCGAAUAUUUCGUUAUUUAAGAUCUAUAUCACAACCUUCUGGCAUCCCAACACGUAUGACUUACAACUCUAUACCAGCAGAGACGGACCAAAUUAUCGCAGAAUCUUUUAACAAAUAUUUCUUUUCUGUCUUUAACCGUCAAUCUCCAUCAACUCCGGCUUCCAUGUGCCCCUUAUACGAUAUUCAGACUGUCUCUUUCACUGAAUCUGAAGUGUAUAAUAUUCUUUCCAAUCUCGACCCUGCUAAAGCCAAAGGAAUUGAUGGUAUUGGCCCUACACUGCAAAAAUGAUGGUGGGUUAUACCCACCAUAUCUGUGGAAGGUACCCACUUUUUGGUUUUCCACCAAUGUGGGUGAAACCCCCUGGUGUUAUAUUCCCCCCUUUGGUGGAAAAUACCCACCAUCAAUGUGUAAUAAUUACACUCAUAAUAAUAAUGCCACGCCCACUGCGCAUGCGCAGUUCAGUUCCAAAUUAAUCCAGCUGCAAAUGGCUUCCUUCUCUUUGUCCUCCAUUACUGCCAGUCUAUUUUUUGGCCGUUUAGCUCUUAGUUUUGCCUCUGUAUUCUUUGAAAUCCCCAGAAAAUUAUCUCAUUUUCGAAGCCCGCUUCCA
Amphimedon queenslandica is the source of this 1390-nucleotide messenger RNA. RefSeq lists its product as uncharacterized. The transcript has 2 exons. NCBI's taxonomy places the organism in Eukaryota, Metazoa, Porifera, Demospongiae, Haplosclerida, Niphatidae. The record is from RefSeq and is a predicted model, not a curated record. Bases 370 to 1071 code for a protein of 233 amino acids.